Molecule: messenger RNA, 3630 nt
Organism: Micromonas commoda
Lineage: Eukaryota; Viridiplantae; Chlorophyta; Mamiellophyceae; Mamiellales; Mamiellaceae
Product: kinesin motor domain
Exons: 2
Coding region: 1-3471 (1156 amino acids)
Biological process (GO): microtubule-based movement
Molecular function (GO): microtubule binding; ATP binding; microtubule motor activity
Source: RefSeq, a predicted model, not a curated record
AUGGCGCCGGCAGUGACCGAAGCGGUGAGCGCUCCAGCGGAUGUCCAACGACCGAGCUCACGCAAGGCAUCCGACGCCGCCGCUGACUGGGCGCAGAAGCGCAAACAGGCGCUGCAGCGCGCGACAGAGCUCCGGGCGCAGCGGAAGGCGGCGGAGCGCGAGGCCUCCGCCGCGAUUCGCGCGCCCGUCAGGGGCCUCGAGAGCGACCCGUUGCCCAAGCCGACCGGGUCGGGUUCCGACGAAGCCGCCGCGUGGUGGGAGGCCAAGGAGGGCCCGGCGCCCGUCGUGGAGGAGGUGACGCUCAAACCACCCGCCGUGGUCGAGCCCGCGCGGGCCAAGGCGGCGGAUAAGCCCCGGCAACGGCGGCAGUGGGGCGAGACUGUCAACGUGGGCAGCAAUCAGAGCAAUCAGCCCAACAAGGAGCGGAGGGGCGCGCGCGGCGACAAGAAGGAGUCCUCCUCGCGCGGCAACGACUCGCCCCCCGCGGAGCCCGGGACCCCCACCGGCAGGCUCAUGCCCUGGGAGCAGGAGCUCCUCAUUAAGCGCGCGGAGGAGGAGGCUCACGCCCUCGGCAAGGUUCCCCCCGCGCCCGAGGUCAUCCUGGCUCGAGCCAGGGGCGAGGAGAUUCCAGACUCCGUCGCCGAGCCGUCCGCGUCGCCCGAUCCCGAGGUGUGGGGGCCGCCCCUCGCCGGUAAAACGAAGCCCUACCCGGCGAAGAAGCCGGCGGGUGGAGCCAAGGCGUCGAUGGGCUCCGCCGUCGCGGCGGCCGAGAGGGUCGCGGCGGAUGACGGGUCCAGAGCUCGCGCGAGGGUAGAGACGAAAUCAGCCAAGGAUUCGUCAAAGGGCAAAGCCAAGAAGGACCCCUACGCCGCGGCUGCCGUCCCGGGGUACAAGAAGCGCGCGGCGGAGGAGCGCGCCGCGAAGGAAAAGGCGGAGAAGGCUGCCGCGGAGGCUGCCGCGGCGGAUGCCGCGAUGAAGCGCGAAGCCGCGGCUGCGGAGAUGAGGAGAGCCAAGGCGACGGAGUCGGCUCCCGCCGAGCCGAUCAAGCUCCCGGUCGCCGAGGAGGUCCAGAGGCGUCUGGAAGAGGCCCAAUCGCCGUCUCCGGCGACGACGGAAGAGUUCCAUUCCGCGGAGGACUUCCACUCCGUCGAGGACUUCCCCGUGCACGUCGUUGAACAUUCCGGAAUGGAUGCCGGCUUUCCGAGCGCGAGGCCGCCGCCGACGCCCACGCCGGACCCCGCCGUGGCUCAGAUGCUCGCGGGGUUUGCCGAGCAGGCUGCCGUCAUCAGGGGCGACGCCGCGAUGGAAGACGCACCGGUCCCGCCGCCGUCUGCCCCGGCGGUGACCGAGCCGCCGUCUGCCCCGGCGGCUCCGGUUAUCAAGUCGGUGCGGACGAAGCUGUCGGAGCCCCCCAAGAAGCGGCCGCUGAGCGCCAAGCCCAAGGCGUCCAAGGGCCCGCCUCCGGAGAUGGUUCAGAAAAUUGUCGAGAAGCACGUUCAGGCGACCUCUCCCACGGCGGCGGCGUCGAAGACCAAGAAGGCCCAGGUCGCCGAGUCCCCCAAGGCUAGCAGGGGCGCGCAGAACGACAACCCCAACCCCGUCAAGGCUGAGCACGCGGAAACGCAGAAACCCGUCAUCGGAUACGACGAGUUCCUGCGCCUCCAGGAGCAGGCCGCCAGGGCCGAGACGGAGGCGGCGCCCAAGGCGCCCGCUCCUUUCGUCGCCGCCACUAAUGGUAAGGUCACCGGCGCCAUGAUCGACGCGCACGACGCGGCGGCGGCUGCCAAAAAGCAGGAGGCUAAGGUUGACAAGGCUCCCAAGAAGCCAGUCGCCGCGGGGGGUGUCCCCGGCCAGGCCGAGAACGUCGUGGUGACCAAGGACAACAAGGAGGAGGGCAAGACGGAGGGCAAGAACACGCGACAGAUGUUCGACAAGCGCGAGUCGCGGCGUAUGAACGCCAAACCCUUCUGUGCGGCGGUGCAGCGGUGGAGGAACAGGCGAGCCGCGGGUAAGUGCAAGCCCCGGUCGGGGACGACGACAAGCGCCAAGGCGUCCGCCGCCGCCGCCGCCGCCGCGAGCGACGGAUCCAUCCGGGUGUACGUCAGGAAGCGCCCGCUGUUCCAGCACGAGGUUGACCGCGGCGAGUUCGACGUCGUGACCGUCCCGGCGGCGGCGGAGAAGGACGCGUCGCCGACUGAGAUUUUCGUGCACAACUGCCAGAUGUACCCGGAUCUCAAGCGAAUGUACGUCAAGCACUCGGGCUUUGACGUGACCCGGGCGUUUGGCGAGGGAACCGAGUCCGUGGAGGUGUACCAGACCGCCGCGGCCCCCAUGGUCACCGGCGCCCUGAACGGUGGCAUAGGCGCGCUGUUCAUGUACGGCCAAACGGGCAGCGGUAAGACGUUCACCAUGGAAGCCAUCGAGCAAUCGGCGGUGAGGGAACUCUUCGCCGGGUGCGACGGCGCUCCGGGAGCGUCGGCGGUGCGCGUGGCGUACUUUGAGAUUGCCGGGAAGAAGUGCACCGACUUACUGUCACCGGCGCGGACCGAGAUUUCCAUCAAGGAGAUCGGCGGCGGGGUGUCCGGGGGUAAGGAGUUUAAAGAGCUCAAGCCCGAGGAGUACCGGCAACUGGACGUUCAGCUCAUCAGCGCAAUGGAGCCCGCGGCGAAGACGCGCGCCGAGCUCGAGCAGAUCAUCGCGGCGGGCAAGAGCCGCAGGGCGACGUCGGCGACGCACUGCAACGCCGCUUCGUCCCGGUCUCACGCGGUGCUGCGUCUGACGUGCGUCUUGGCCGACGGAUCCACCGGGCGGCUCACGCUCGUGGAUUGCGCCGGCUCUGAGCGCAAGGAGGAUAACAUGCAUCACUCCGCGGAGCAGCGGAGGGAGACUGCGGAGAUCAACGCGUCUCUGUACGCGCUCAAGGAGUGCGUGCGCCAGAGGCGGUUACAGGCGCAGAAGGGCAGCGGCGACGGGCACGUGCACGUGCCCUACCGCAGCAGCCACCUGACCAGGGUGCUCAUGGAGUGCUUCAUCCGACCCGACGCUCGGCUCGGAGUCAUCGGGACGGUGUCCCCGGCGUCCACGGACACGGAGCACUCGGUGUCGACCCUCAAAACCGUCGGGCUCAUCGGUGGACGCGAAGAGAACGAGGGCGUGCACGAGGAAAAGGAGGACGUGAGCAAGAACCUGGAGACGGCCGCGGACGGGACGGUCAGCGAGAAGGAGGUUGAGCGAGUCAUUGCGCCGGUGCGGUGGAGCAACGCCAACAUCAAGGCUUGGAUCGCGAAACCCGGGAACGAGAAGUUUGCCGCCAAGGUGACCGUCCCCGGAUCGCUCAUGGGGCGCGAUAUCGUGCGAAUGAACCCGCUGGCGCUGCAAAACCUCUGCGGGGGCGACGCGAAGCUGGCUCAGCUGCUGCACAACAAGCUGAGGGAGGAGAUCACCAGGUGCAGCAGCAAGGCGAGGACGUGAGUGAGUUGUUGAGGGUGGGGGGUUUUGGUUGGGGGGGGCGAGGGGGCCUUGUCGUCCCCUCAGAUUUUGGGAUUGCAACGUAGUAGAACUUAGUGCGACCGCGGGUGGAUGCGGGUCAAAUUCAACCUUGUCAUGAAACCUGAGGCUGUGCGCACCGAC